This is a messenger RNA of Knipowitschia caucasica, 765 nucleotides long. NCBI's taxonomy places the organism in Eukaryota, Metazoa, Chordata, Actinopteri, Gobiiformes, Gobiidae. The record is from the annotation of a GenBank genome assembly.
AUGCACGGAUACCUGGCCAUCCGUUACCCGCUACGAUCACGGGAACUCCGCACGCCCCGUAAUGCUGUGGUGGCCAUGGUGAUCAUCUGGGGCCUGUCGCUGGUCUUCGCCGGCCCCUAUCUGAGCUACUACGACCUCAUCGACUUUGACAACAGUACGGUGUGCAUCCCGGGCUGGGAGGAGCAGAACCGAAAAGUCUUGGACACUUGCACCUUCGUGUUCGGCUACGUGAUUCCCGUGCUUAUCGUGAGCAUGUCCUACACCAGAACCAUCAAGUACCUUUGGACUGCGGUGGACCCUCUAGAUGGAAUGUCCGAGUCCAAACGAGCCAAGCGUAAAGUGACUAAAAUGAUCAUCAUUGUAACUGUUCUUUUCUGCAUUUGCUGGCUGCCAUACCACGUUGUCAUCUUGUGCUAUCUCUACGGAGACUUCCCCUUCAACCAGAUCACGUACGCGUUCCGGCUGCUGUCUCACUGCAUGGCGUACGCUAACUCAUGCGUCAACCCCAUCGUCUAUGCUCUGGUCUCCAAGCAUUUCCGCAAAGGGUUCAAGAAAGUCUUCAGCUGCAUCUUGAGUAAGAACGGCCGGAAUAAGGUGCAUGUUGUCCACGUGGCCAACACGGUGCCCGGGUUUGAGGCCGGGUCCACAGAGGUGUCCCAAAUGCACGAGGAGCGGCAAAACGAGUGCGAGAUGGUAAACAGGCCGCGACCGCAGCCUCGGGAACCAACCGUGACGCUCAACAUGCCCUUUCAGAGGCCCACCUGA